Coregonus clupeaformis (lake whitefish) is the source of this 2055-nucleotide messenger RNA. RefSeq names its product solute carrier family 25 member 33. Gene Ontology annotation, biological process: pyrimidine nucleotide import into mitochondrion. Gene Ontology annotation, molecular function: pyrimidine nucleotide transmembrane transporter activity. Lineage: Eukaryota; Metazoa; Chordata; Actinopteri; Salmoniformes; Salmonidae. The coding region runs from base 141 to 1121 and encodes 326 amino acids. The transcript is spliced from 7 exons. Gene Ontology annotation, cellular component: mitochondrion. The record is from RefSeq and is a predicted model, not a curated record.
AUGACGCAAAUUAAUUCAUCUCUUCAGAUUCUGCAGUAGAGGUGGACCUAUUCAGAGAAAGCCGGGUGGACGAGCAAGAAAACCCACCUUAUCGCCUCUGAUUUAUAAAGAUUACAUUUACGGGAAGAAAAAAUAAGAUUAUGGUUAUAGUAAAAAAAAAAAAAAUGGCACAAAAUAAUAAUACGCUAUUACAUCUCUUCGCAGGGGGAUGUAGUGGUACGGUGGGAGCCAUCGUGACCUGUCCUCUGGAGGUGCUGAAGACCAGGUUGCAGUCGUCAGGCAUCACGCUCCGGCCCAUGUUCCAGGUCCAACUGGGCACGCUCAAUGGUACUGGGGUCAUCAGACCAGGCUCAGGCACCGUUACACCACCUAGCCUGCUGCAGGUCUUACGGUCCAUUCUAGAAAAAGAGGGACCACGGUCGCUCUUCCGGGGACUGGGUCCAAAUCUUGUCGGUGUGGCCCCAUCAAGAGCUAUUUAUUUUGCUGCCUACAAAAAGUCGAAAGAGACGUUCAAUGGCGUCUUCGUCCCUAACAGUGGAGUGGUGCACAUGUCCUCCGCUGGCUUUGCAGCCUUUGUUACAAACUCCCUCAUGAACCCCGUCUGGAUGGUUAAGACGAGGAUGCAGCUGGAGAGAAGGGCGCGAGGUGAGAAGAAGAUGAACGCGCUGCAGUGUGCCCGUUACGUUUACAAGACUGAGGGCGUGAGAGGUUUCUACCGGGGGCUGACGGCGUCCUACGCUGGCAUCUCCGAGACCAUGAUCUGUUUCCUGAUCUACGAGACGCUGAAGAAACGCCUGAACGAAGCGCGCUUCACGUCGCCAAACAGCGACACAGAAAAAGGGGCGUCGGACUUCCUAGGCCUGAUGAUGGCAGCUGCUUUCGCUAAGGGCUGUGCUUCCUGCAUAGCCUACCCACACGAGGUGAUUCGGACAAGGCUGCGAGAAGAGGGCAGCAAAUACCAGUACUUCUUCCAGACGGCACGGUUGGUUGCAGUGGAGGAGGGCUACGCUGCUUUUUACAGAGGACUCGUUCCACAGCUUAUCAGACAGAUCCCCAACACAGCCAUCGUCCUCUCCACCUAUGAACUCAUUGUCCACCUGAUGGGAGACUCCUCGCAGUGACCAAUGACGUCAACUUGUUUUGGUCGGCCCAUCCAAGAUGGAAGUUAUACCCCAAGGCACGUUGGGCGUAGAAAAAGAGACAAUCGUGAAAUGUUGUGGACAGACGGAUAUAGAGACUGUUGGUUUCUCUUGAGGGAAUUUGAAAGCAGGUUUUACUGUUAUCCAAAGACCUGAACCUCUAUUUAGUGCACUACUUUUGACCAGGGUAGGGCCCAGAAGUAGUGCACUAAAUAGGGAAUAGGGUGGCAUUUGGGACUCUCACUUAUUUUUUUUAUUUUAAUGGAGGUAUGUUAAGGUGUUCAGAAGAAUUUACGCUCUCAAGAAUUGUGGUACUUUAUGACAGGACAAUUCUAGCCUGAGUCCCAGAUUGGUUUGUGCUGUAUUGCCAACUCCAUUGCUGUCGUUUUUUGAGUUAUGAGUUAUGAGGCAUCACGACACAAACGGAUCUGGGAAUCAGGCUAGGACAACUCCAUAUCUGAGGAGAACUUUAGUUUCUGUUAGCAUACAAGGUAAACAGGUCAUCUGAAUAGAAGAGCACUGUUAAACUAAAUUAUUUAAUGUAUUUUUAUUGUUAUCACUGUUUCUCUGAUGCUUAUCCGUGUUGAACGUCCAAAGAUCCACCACUGUCUUUGGCUACAGGUUAUUUCAUUUUACGCUAAUGAAGGGAAAUAAGGUGAAGGCAAAGCUAGAGUUGUUACUUGCCAGACAAGUGUGUUAGUCAUCAUGAUAGUUCCUGUUUAUUCAUUCACUAGUGCAUGGUGAUUUUGAAGUUUAAUAGAAUUAUCACUGAGUAAUGUAUCAUACUAUUUUCCAUGACAAAUACAGGUUAAUCUGUAUAUUGUGUUUGUUAAAGAACAUGGUCACCUUUUUACAAUAUAAUGACAACGUGAAUGCUUAUUUGACUUAGUGGCUCAAUAAAAUCGCAUCAAUAAGU